This is a messenger RNA of Xenopus laevis (African clawed frog), 1796 nucleotides long. It is a transcript of the gene haus7.S, whose product is annotated as HAUS augmin like complex subunit 7 S homeolog. NCBI's taxonomy places the organism in Eukaryota, Metazoa, Chordata, Amphibia, Anura, Pipidae. The record is from RefSeq and is marked provisional. Gene Ontology annotation, cellular component: HAUS complex. Gene Ontology annotation, molecular function: microtubule minus-end binding. Gene Ontology annotation, biological process: microtubule organizing center organization; spindle assembly.
CGCGGGCUCUCUUACCAGUUAUUGGUGAAUCGCAUUGGCUGGAUUCAGUUAGGCGCUGCCAUGACGGGAGGCAAGGAGCUUGGGGCGGCUGUGGAGUUGUACGAACGGCUGCAGAUGCUCUCCUGUCCAUGCUUAGAGGGUGUGUAUCUCACAGAUCCUCAAAGUAUAUAUGAGCUGCUCUGUACCCCAUCAAGUCAUCGUUUGGACAUCCUACAGUGGCUGUGCUCAAGAAUUUACCCUCCAGUUCAAGAACAAUUAUCCUCUUUAAAGGAAUCUCAAACAGACACUAAAGUAAAAGAAAUUGCCAAGCUAUGCUUUGACCUCAUGCUUUGCCAUUUUGAUGACCUGGAUCUAAUUAGAGGACAUGCCAGCCCUUUCAAGCAGAUCUCCUUUAUUGGGCAACUAUUAGAUGUCAUCCAGUAUCCUGACACAAUAUCAAGUAAUGUCAUACUUGAAUCAUUGUCUCACAGCACAGAGAAAAAUGUUGUGACCUGCAUAAGAGAAAAUGAAGAGCUUUUAAAAGAAUUAUUCUCCAGUCCUCACUUUCAGGCCACCCUCAGCCCUGAGUGCAACCCCUGGCCUGCAGACUUCAAACCUCUUCUAAAUGCAGAGGAAUCUCUUCAGAAAAGAGCAACCCAGUCUAGCAAGGGAAAAGAUAUGAGUAAUUCUGUAGAAGCUUUGCUGGAAAUUUCUUCAUCUCUGAAAGCCCUUAAAGAAGAGUGUGUGGACCUCUGCAGCUCUGUGACUGAUGGUGAUAAGGUUAUUCAGAGUUUGAGACUGGCCUUGACUGAUUUUCAUCAACUGACUAUAGCCUUUAAUCAAAUUUAUGCGAAUGAGUUCCAGGAGCACUGUGGCCAUCCUGCCCCUCAUAUGAGCCCUAUGGGACCCUUUUUCCAAUUUGUCCACCAGUCCCUUAGCACCUGCUUUAAGGAGCUUGAAUCCAUCGCCCAAUUUACGGAAACUUCGGAGAAUAUUGUAGAUGUGGUGAGGGAGAGGCAUCAGUCUAAGGAGAAAUGGGCUGGAAGCACAAUAUCCACUCUGUGUGAAAAAAUGAAAGAACUGAGACAGAGCUAUGAGGCAUUCCAACAAAGUUCAUUGCAGGACUGAAGAACUGAGCUUUUGGUUUCUUUGUGCCGAACUUCAGUGCUAUCGCAAAAAACAUGUGCUUUUCAAAAUGACUGCCUAUAACUUUGACACAUGAUGAAGACUGGACAGUUGAACUUGUACUGAUACAUUCAGCAAUGCACAUAUUUUUAUAUUUAUUUAAUGUGGUACACAUUGAAAACAGAUUGAAGAGCAUACAUAUAUGGUCAAGCACAUUGAUGUAGAAUUUAGUUUUAAACAUUUCUCCCAUGCCUUUUCAUGUUGCAUCACAAGAUAAAAAGGGAACCCAUAAAAACAACUGUUCAGCUAGAAUAAACUUACAUGUCAAAAAAAGUUGUCUCGUUUUCCAUCAAAAGAUACUGUCUUGUCUCUGGUGAAUCAAUGGUUAUUUCAACUGUAGCAUAACAAAUGUAACUCUUUUAAGGAUGUUAUCUUUAAAAACAACAAGGUAAUAAACGACCUUUUGCUGUUAAGUAGUAGUGGCUACUUUUUGUACCAUUGUGCAGCAACUGUUUUACUGUAUAAAGAAUUUCUAGCUGUUUGUGUCAAGAAAAUAUGAAAUUGCUAUAGGCAGAAUAUUGAGUGCCUAUUUGGUUAUACAUUUAGGUUAACUCGUUCAGACAGGGGCGUGGUUGCCUAUGUAUAUACAAUUUAAUAAAAUAAAGCUAUAGCACAUUUAAAGCAGUGUGCAA